Molecule: messenger RNA, 618 nt
Organism: Asparagus officinalis (garden asparagus)
Lineage: Eukaryota; Viridiplantae; Streptophyta; Magnoliopsida; Asparagales; Asparagaceae
Product: protein indeterminate-domain 16
Exons: 1
Coding region: 52-426 (124 amino acids)
Biological process (GO): gravitropism
Cellular component (GO): nucleus
Source: RefSeq, a predicted model, not a curated record
UAACCUCUUUGCUACAACCUUCCUCCUUCAGCAAACACUCUCUGAUAUAACAUGGAAGAUGAUCAGAGAGAAUCUGAGCUCGAUCUAAGCCUCUCAAUAAGCGUAGGACAAUCACAAUCAUCUCCAAAAACCGAAGAGGCAGAGAGCAACAUGAGGAGCAUGGAGGUCUUGAAAAGACAGAAUGCUGAGCAAAUUCGUCUUGCAGCGGUUGAGAAGGCAUAUGCAGAGAGAGUGAGGGAGCUGACGAGGAGAGAGCUUGAGCUAGCUGAGAAGGAAUUCUCGAGGGCUCGAAUGAUCUGGGAGCAGGCUCGAGAGGAUAUGGAGAAGGUGGAGAGGAUGAAGGCGGCGGCCUCACGAAAGAUCGGCUCUGCUUGUAUCGAGAUCACCUGCCAGGCUUGCAGACAACGGUUCCAGUGGUCUCAGUAGAAGAAUCUCAGAGUUGGGUCAGCAAUUACUUCUCUCUUCAACAAAUAACAUUUGGAAGGAAUAUCUGAUACUGAUAAUUAUCUUUAAAAAAUUUGAAGAAAAAUGUUGCAUUUAAUUGAACUGUCUGACAUUGAUAUUGAUCCUUGAACUUGCAAUUUAAUCUCAAACAGGUGCCUUCUUUGUCUGUAAAAA